CCACCAGCAUCCCCGCCGGAGCCCCAGCAGCAGCCCCCCCGGGCUUGCUCCUCUACCUCCAUCAAAGUGGAAGGAGGUGGAGGGUGCGACCAGAUCACCCCAGAUGAGGAGCAGAGGCUGGGCCAAGCCGGUUUCAUGCAGAGGCAGUUCGGGGCCAUGCUCCAGCCGGGGGUCAACAAAUUCUCCUUGAGGAUGUUUGGCAGCCAGAAGGCCGUGGAGAGGGAGCAGGAAAGGGUUAAGUCUGCCGGGUUCUGGAUCAUCCAUCCCUACAGCGACUUCAGGUUUUACUGGGAUUUGACCAUGCUGCUCCUGAUGGUAGGGAACCUGAUCAUCAUCCCUGUGGGCAUCACUUUCUUCAAGGAUGAAAACACUACCCCAUGGAUUGUCUUCAAUGUGGUUUCGGACACAUUCUUCCUCAUCGACCUUGUCCUCAACUUCCGAACAGGCAUUGUGGUGGAGGACAACACAGAGAUCAUCCUAGACCCACAGAGGAUCAAGAUGAAGUACCUGAAGAGCUGGUUUGUGGUGGAUUUUAUCUCCUCCAUCCCUGUGGACUAUAUCUUCCUGAUUGUUGAAACCCGCAUUGAUUCCGAGGUGUACAAGACGGCUCGGGCACUGCGCAUCGUGCGCUUCACGAAGAUCCUCAGCCUCCUGCGGCUGCUGCGACUCUCCCGGCUCAUCCGCUAUAUUCAUCAGUGGGAGGAGAUCUUCCACAUGACCUACGAUCUGGCCAGUGCAGUGGUGCGGAUUGUGAACCUGAUUGGGAUGAUGCUGCUGCUGUGUCACUGGGAUGGCUGCCUCCAGUUCCUCGUGCCUAUGCUGCAGGACUUCCCUGACGAUUGUUGGGUGUCCCUCAACCGCAUGGUGAAUGACUCCUGGGGGAAGCAGUAUUCCUACGCGCUGUUCAAGGCAAUGAGUCACAUGCUCUGCAUCGGGUACGGGCAGCAGGCGCCCGUUGGCAUGUCGGAUGUGUGGCUGACUAUGCUGAGCAUGAUUGUCGGUGCCACCUGCUAUGCCAUGUUCAUCGGCCAUGCCACAGCCCUGAUCCAGUCUCUGGACUCCUCACGGCGUCAGUACCAGGAGAAGUACAAACAAGUGGAACAGUAUAUGUCCUUCCACAAGCUCCCUGCUGACAUGCGGCAACGCAUCCACGAUUACUAUGAGCACCGCUACCAGGGGAAGAUGUUUGAUGAGGAGAGCAUCCUGGGAGAGCUGAGUGAGCCCCUUCGAGAGGAAAUCAUAAACUUCAACUGCCGGAAGCUGGUUGCCUCCAUGCCCCUCUUUGCCAAUGCAGAUCCCAACUUUGUGACAUCCAUGUUGACCAAGUUGCGGUUUGAGGUGUUUCAGCCAGGGGAUUACAUCAUCCGGGAGGGCACCAUUGGCAAGAAGAUGUACUUCAUCCAGCACGGAGUGGUGAGCGUCCUCACCAAAGGCAACAAGGAGACCAAGCUGGCUGAUGGCUCCUACUUUGGGGAAAUUUGCCUGCUGACCCGUGGCCGGCGCACAGCCAGCGUGCGAGCUGAUACCUACUGCCGGCUCUACUCCCUCUCGGUGGACAACUUCAAUGAGGUGCUGGAAGAGUAUCCCAUGAUGAGGCGAGCUUUUGAAACCGUGGCUCUUGACAGGCUGGACAGAAUUGGCAAGAAAAAUUCCAUUCUGCUGCAUAAAGUCCAGCACGACCUCAAUUCGGGUGUUUUCAACUACCAAGAGAAUGAGAUCAUCCAGCAGAUUGUGCAGCACGACAGAGAGAUGGCACACUGCGCUCACAAUGUCCAGGCUGCCACCGCUGCCGCCGCCGCCUCUGUCGCUAUAGCUCUGACCCCCCACCCACGCCUCCCGACAGCCAUCUUCCGUCCUCCGGUGUCCGUCUUGGGUUCCUUGGGACAGCAAUCCAACCAGACUCCGAGACAGCUGAAAAGGCUUCAAUCUCUAAUCCCAUCGACUGGGCCUUCUGCCGUUGGCUCUCCCUCCAGUACUCCAUCCCAGCUGCAUACACCAGGAGCAGAAACCCCUUCGUCCUCUUCCUUCCACAUCCAGCAGCUCGCAGGAUUCUCAGCUGCCGCCGGCUUAGGUCAAUUCCAGGUGGGAUCCCCUCCAGGUGGCUCAAGCCAGCCGGGUUCGAGCGGCAUGUCCUCAGUGGGACCGAGCCAGUUCCAUCAAGCACCUUCCGGAUCACCCUUAGGUACGACUCAGCCCAUGCAGCAGCAGCCGCCGCCGCAGCCGGCCCUUUCCAGCGGUGGAUUUGGGCACUUCCAACAAGCCACAACUAGCUCCCCAUCAACAUCACUCACUCAGCUCUCAUCAAACUCACCCCCUAGUCUUCUCAACCAGUUCCAGCCCACCACGAGACCACUGCAGGGGGGACAGUUACAGCAGCUCUCGGGCAGUGGGACUUUGGGGGGAAUGAAUCACUUCCAACCCCCCCCUUCUUCCAACUCUCCAUCCUCCAGCCUAAGCCAGCUGGCACAGGCCUCUGGUGGGCCGUCCUCAGGCCUAUGCCAAACACAUCCAAGUGCAUUAGGAUCUUUAACUGGAACGAUAGCCCAGCUCCACCAAGAGCGGCCACCUUUUGCCUCCAUGUCUCCACUCCAACAGUCCGGUGUCGCCUCUCCCUGUUACACCCCUUCUGGCCUUAGUCCUCCUAGUCAGAGCCCAGUGGCAACAAGAACUUUUCAAUGUGGCCCUUCUGGGGCCUCAGGCUCUCACGGAUCUCUGCUCCUGCCUCAGACCGCGAGCCCACCUCCGCAGAUCCUGCAGUCCAAGAGCACGCCGCCAGUGCCACCGGGACGUCUGAACCAGGACAUCAAGUUGAUUUCUGCUUCCCAGCCAUCUUUGCCCCAAGAGCUGGCUCAGACACUGAGCCAAAGUUCUUCUCAUUCCUCUAGAGAAUCUGUUUCCAGCUUCUCUCCUUUUCCUGGUGGAGGGACUGGACUUCUUGGGAAGCCUUAUAGCUCAAUUCCUGGGCGUGUGACUUUACCACGUCAGAUGUCCUCAGGUUCUUUACCACAUCCGCUGGUGUUCGGGGCCAGUGCUGCAGGCGCUGCUUCUCUGACUGCUGGGGGGCGGAAAGAAUCCAUAGUGCUCACAGGGGAUCUGGAACCCGUCAGAUCCAAACUGCCCUCCAAUUUGUGA
This is a messenger RNA of Tauraco erythrolophus (red-crested turaco), 3132 nucleotides long. NCBI's taxonomy places the organism in Eukaryota, Metazoa, Chordata, Aves, Musophagiformes, Musophagidae. The record is from RefSeq and is a predicted model, not a curated record.